UAUAUAAGUAUACAAAGAUAAUUUUUCGAAAUUGUAAAAAGAUUAAAAAAAGGAAUUUUUAAAAAGCCCGCGCGUCGCGAUUCUGAAAAUGCAGAGGUCACGAUUGGUUGUUGCGCAAUGGCUGUGACGUCAUAAAGGAGACUGACUAAGUCUGGUACCCAUACAACUCACGCACGCUACGCAAGCCCCACAUGUAAUGUGCGUGCAUUAUUUCAUUUAUUGUCCGCUGAUUCUUUCUUCGACGAAGUAAACAUGUCAGACUCUGAAAACUCCGGUGACGAAUUUUGGGAAGAAAUCAGUGUAGACUCUGAUGGUUUCAGUGAAGGAUCUGAAAGUACCUCAGGGGGAUCGGGAGACAGCGAUGACGUUGAGCCAGACGAUGAGGAUGAGGUGGUUCGUGGGGCUGAACCAUAUAGAUUCGAGCCACUGGCAAGACCACGCCAACAGCAAGGUGACGCUGCUGCUGCUGACGACGCCGACCCCGAUGAAGAACAAGAUGGGAAUGACCAAGCUGCCAAUAACGAACGAUUGAACAAUACCGACUGGUGUUCCUGUGGUAAAUGUGUGGUGAUGGAGUUCGUUCAUAACUGCAUUUGCUGUAAAGAGAUUGCAGCCAUACAGGAGAAAAUCGUUCAUACUGGAGUCGACACUGAGGGUUUCAGAUGUUUUACAGACCAUCCCUGGUAUUCGGCUACAUGUCUGAACCCCGGAACACUAGAGACAGCGUACUAUGCGUACCGACAACAGUAUGGGGCUAGAGCUGUUGAAGGUGACCUUCCACGAAAGUACAGACAUGUGUCUUAUCGGCAGGUGAUCAGGUGGUGUUAUGGUUACCUUGGAAGACACAACAGAGUGCCCCUCCCAGCAUGCAUAAUGGGGAUAACCAGAACGACUUUCCCCGAUGAAGGAGGCAACUAUGAAGGGUUUAGAUUUCCUGACCUUGAUGACAUGUAGAUUUACAAUAUAAUAACACAUAACUGGAUGUCAGUAACACUUUUACAUGGUUUAGGAGUAAAUAUACACUUUACAAUGUAAAUAUGAUGAUAGUCUUUCAAAAAUGAGCUUGAACGGUCAAGCGUUUUUGUUAAGUUUACAAAAGAGGCCUUUGCAUUUUUGGUUGUGUUUUUUUUUUACAAAAUAUUUUACAUUCAAAGUUAUUUGAAUCUAAUUGAGGGAACGCCAUGUCAAAUUCAAUUUUGUGAUGCACUCAUGGACGAGUAGGAAAAAUAAAACAGAAUUUGUAUUUUACAAUAAAAAAAACGUACACGUGUUUGUUAAUAUUCAAUAGUCAUAGACCUCACCAUGAUGUCAAAUUUGAAAAAUACGUUGUUACAUUUUUAUUUGAAAAUGUAGUGGUAGCCAUGGCUAGUUAUAUUGGUCGAGUUCAGUCGAAUAGUAUUCUAGUGUGCAAACCAAGUAACAAUAAAUGCAUGCUGAAAUGAAUGCAUAAUGAAUAUCAAAGGA
Molecule: messenger RNA, 1464 nt
Organism: Asterias rubens (European starfish)
Lineage: Eukaryota; Metazoa; Echinodermata; Asteroidea; Forcipulatida; Asteriidae
Exons: 3
Coding region: 253-954 (233 amino acids)
Source: RefSeq, a predicted model, not a curated record